AAAGCGAAGAGAUGCAACUCACUACAGCAGUAGUCUAUCUCCUGGUGGCCACGUUUAGCCCAAUAAAUCCGUACAGCUUAUCCCUUGCUGCAGCGAAAGAAAAGGUCAAGAACUACACAGUUUGCAAGACGGAUGUGUGUAAGGAGAGAGCAAGAUUGCUCAACAAAAGUAUCAACACAAGCAUUGAUCCCUGUGAUGAUUUCUUCGGCUUUGUUUGCGACGGAUGGAUUAAAGAUCACCCCAUUCCACAGACUGAUGCGUCGUUCGGAACGUUCCAACAAACCGAAAAAAACGUGUUGCAUGAUCUAAGAGGGAUCAUAGAAAACAUAACAGACUUUGCUGAACCUCGUAAUGUUACAGAGAUGGCGGCAACUGUAUAUCGGGCAUGCAUAUGCAACUAUUUCACAGAAGAGGAGCUAAUCCCGAUGGUUAAACACGUUAUUGCUCGUAUGGGAUUUCCUAAAUGGCCUGCCAUGAGACCAUCUGAGGUUCCUUAUACAAACUACACACAUUUGCUCAUGACAACAUCGUUGUGGCCAUUUUUUUUCGUUAACGUCGCUCAAGACCUUAACGAUACAAACCGUUUUAUUAUAGAGUUGGAUGAGAUGCCAUACCCUAUUUUAGGCAGAGACCAGCUCCUUUAUCCAAGUACGGAAUAUAACAAACCCAUUGUACAGGCGUACUUACAUCUCAUUGCCACAGCUGUAAAGGUUCUGAAUCCAAAUGCCACCGCGUACGACGCUACGAUUGUUGCUGAAAGAAUCUUCGUUUUUGAGGCACGGCUUGCUUCGAUGACGACACAUCCGAACUUAAGACGAGACAUUAAGGCUAUUUACCAAAAAAUUACUAUCGAAGAACUGCAGAAAGAAGUGCCAAACAUUCCAGUCCUGCAAAGCCUAAACAGGGUGUUUUCGGUAGCGAACAUUACUCUAAACAAUACUGAGCAAGUCGCAAUGUUUGGGAUGUCCUACUUCAAGAAGGCAAAUGAUUUCUUCGGGUGCAUAUACGACCUGUCAGACAUGUACAAUCUUGCCGCGUGGAGACGAAUCUUCCAGCUUGUAUUGCUGACGUCAAAGGCAUUCGCGAAAUCUUGGCAGCAACUGUUAGAAAUCGCGUCUGGAGUGCAAAAACAAAAGCCAGAUUGGCAGCUUUGCCUUGAAAGAGUCGCUGGCGUGAUGCCUUUCGUGAUUGGCCGAAUGUACAUCGACAAGAACUUCAAUGUUACAGCCAAAACGGACGUCGAAACGAUGAUAAAAAAUAUAACGACGACCUUCAAUAAGUCGCUUUCCUCAAGAGAGUGGUUGAACGGCAGCACAAAGCAAACAGCUCUGGACAAGUUGGAGAAAAUGACCUACAAGAUCGGAUUUCCCUUAUGGAUUCUAAAUGACACCGUUAUGGAAAACCGCUUUCCAUACGUUCGACGUUUCAACAUCAGUGACCCACUGUUUAAAAUUAUAUUAUCGUUCCAAGACAAUGCUGCCAUCAAGACGCUGCUCUUACUUCGGAUGAAGCCAGAUAAGAAAAACAGCUGGAUCACCGCCCCUGCCGUCGUCAACGCAUUCUACAACCCCCCGACGAAUGAAAUGGUGUUCCCGGCUGGAAUACUUCGAGACUCGUUUUACCAGCACGGACUGCCAGCGUCUAUCAACUAUGGAGCAAUUGGCACCAUCAUCGGGCACGAAAUGAUUCAUGGCUUCGACAACACAGGUAAACAGUUUGAUGAGGACGGGCGGUUGAGAAACUGGUGGAGCAAUUCGACUCAAAAGAAGUUCGACGUCAAGGCCAAAUGCUUUAUUGACCAAUACAGCUCCGUCUUCAGCGAAUUGGCCAACAGAACGUUGAACGGUGUGAAUACAUUGGGUGAAAAUAUGGCGGACAACGGGGGACUUCGAAUGGCUUUCAGGACACUUGACCAACAACUGAAGGCGUUCGAUACGCCGGACGUUCGCCUUCCGGGACUGGAAAAGUACUCAGCGAAGCACCUAUUUUUCAUUUCCGCUGCAUACGUAAGCUUCCCUGUUUCACCUCUGGUAUGGUGUGGCAGCUCGCGUCCCGAAGCUCUGCGCCUGCAAAUAGAAUACGACCCCCACAGCCCGCGUCGACAAAGGAUAAACGUCUCUUUAAAGAACAUGAAAUCGUUUACUUCGGUAUUUCAUUGCAACGAAACAAAGAAGAUGUCAUUCAAGGCCAAAAGCAACGAAACUUGCGUGUUGUGGUGACU
Molecule: messenger RNA, 2221 nt
Organism: Dermacentor silvarum
Lineage: Eukaryota; Metazoa; Arthropoda; Arachnida; Ixodida; Ixodidae
Product: neprilysin-1-like
Exons: 20
Coding region: 12-2219 (735 amino acids)
Biological process (GO): protein processing
Cellular component (GO): plasma membrane
Molecular function (GO): metalloendopeptidase activity
Source: RefSeq, a predicted model, not a curated record